Lepus europaeus (European hare) is the source of this 3592-nucleotide messenger RNA. It is a transcript of the gene LARP1, whose product is annotated as La ribonucleoprotein 1, translational regulator. The record is from RefSeq and is a predicted model, not a curated record. Gene Ontology annotation, cellular component: cytosol; cytoplasmic stress granule. The coding region runs from base 262 to 3564 and encodes 1100 amino acids. Gene Ontology annotation, molecular function: RNA cap binding. Lineage: Eukaryota; Metazoa; Chordata; Mammalia; Lagomorpha; Leporidae. Gene Ontology annotation, biological process: mRNA stabilization; positive regulation of translation. The transcript is spliced from 19 exons.
GGGGGGACGCGCGCCGAGGAGGCCUGGACCGCAGAUUGGGGGGCCUUCCUCCCCCCCCCGCCCCACCAGUGGGCCUCGGAUCUACGGCGGCUGCAUCCGACCGGGAGGGGGGCCGCGCCUAGCGUGAAGCCCGACUCUUCUCCGCAGGGACUGGGGCCCAGCGCCCCGGAGGAAGGCGUCGCGGGCGCCCUGCGAGCCAAGUUCGAGGCGGGGGAGGCAGCCUCGGGCGCGCCCGGCUUCUCUGGGGGGGCGGGCGCGCAGAUGGCCACUCAGGUGGAGCCGCUGCUGCCGGGGGGCGCCCCCCUCUUGCAGGCCGAAGAGCACGGGGGGCUGGUGAGGAAGAAGCCUCCACUGGCGUCCGAGGGCAAGGGCGAGCCCGGGGCGAACGACGUCGGAGGCGGGGAGCCGGACGGCGGCGCCCGGAGACCCCGACCGCCCUACGCCAAGCCACACAAGGAGGGCACUGGGCAGCAGGAGCGCGAGAGCUCACGGCCGCCGCAGCCGCCCGGCGCCGAGGGCCCAGUCAGCGACGGGGAGGAGGGCGGCGGCGGCGAGCCGGGCGCUGGCGGAGGAGCGGCCGGAGCCGCGGGCGCCGGGCGCCGAGACUUCGUGGAAGCCCCCCCGCCCAAGGUGAACCCGUGGACUAAGAACGCGCUCCCGCCGGUCCUGGCCACCGUGAACGGACAGUCCCCUCCAGAACAUUCUGCUCCAGCCAAGGUGGUGAGGGCAGCAGUUCCUAAACAACGCAAAGGCAGCAAGGUUGGUGACUUCGGAGAUGCAAUCAACUGGCCCACGCCUGGAGAGAUAGCCCACAAGAGUGUACAGCCACAGUCGCACAAGCCUCAGCCUACCCGUAAGCUGCCACCCAAGAAAGACAUGAAGGAACAGGAGAAAGGAGAGGGGAGUGAUAGUAAGGAGAGCCCGAAAACCAAAUCCGAUGAAUCAGGGGAAGAGAAGAAUGGGGAUGAGGAUUGCCAGCGAAGCGGGCAGAAGAAGAAAGGGAACAAACACAAGUGGGUUCCAUUGCAAAUAGACAUGAAGCCUGAAGUGCCCAGAGAGAAGCUGGCUUCACGCCCUACUCGUCCUCAGGAGCCAAGACACACACCUGCCAACCGCGGGGAGAUCAAAGGGUCUGAACCUGCCACCUACAUGCCCGUGCCCGUGGCCCCCCCCACCCCAGCCUGGCAACCAGAGACCAAACCGGAGCCUGCCUGGCACGACCAGGAUGAGACAUCGAGUGUGAAGAGUGAUGGGGCUGGUGGGGCGCGGGCUUCCUUCCGUGGCCGUGGACGGGGGCGUGGUCGCGGCCGGGGACGUGGCCGGGGUGGCGCUCGAACGCAUUUUGACUACCAGUUUGGCUACCGAAAGUUUGAUGGUGCCGAGGGGCCUCGCACCCCCAAGUACAUGAACAAUAUCACCUACUACUUUGACAACGUCAGCAGCACUGAGCUUUACAGCGUGGACCAGGAGCUGCUCAAAGACUACAUUAAGCGCCAGAUUGAAUACUACUUCAGCGUGGACAAUUUAGAGCGAGACUUCUUCCUGCGACGGAAAAUGGAUGCUGAUGGUUUCCUUCCUAUCACCCUUAUUGCUUCCUUCCACCGAGUGCAGGCCCUCACCACUGACAUCUCACUCAUUUUUGCGGCCCUAAAGGACAGCAAGGUUGUGGAGAUGGUUGAAGAAAAAGUCCGUAGGAGGGAAGAACCUGAGAAGUGGCCUCUUCCCGGUCCCCCAAUAGUGGAUUAUUCACAGACUGAUUUUUCCCAGCUUCUCAACUGCCCCGAGUUUGUCCCCCGGCAGCACUAUCAGAAGGAGACAGAGUCAGCGCCUGGCUCUCCUCGUGCAGUCACCCCAGUGCCAACCAAAACAGAGGAAGUCAGCAACCUAAAGACACUUCCCAAGGGCCUGUCUGCCAGCUUGCCUGACCUGGACUCCGAAAACUGGAUUGAAGUGAAGAAGAGGCCUCGGCCCUCACCAGCACGGCCCAAGAAGUCAGAAGAGCCCAGAUUCACCCACCCGACCUCUCUGCCUCAGCAGCUGCCCUCCCAGCAGCUGGUUUCCAAGGAUCAGGAUGAACAGGAGGAACUGGACUUCCUGUUUGAUGAGGAGAUGGAGCAAAUGGAUGGGCGGAAGAACACCUUCACUGCCUGGUCUGAUGAGGAUUCUGACUAUGAGAUUGAUGACCGGGAUGUCAACAAGAUCCUCAUUGUUACCCAGACACCACCUUAUAUGCGCCGGCACCCAGGAGGGGAUCGCACAGGCAACCAUACCUCACGUGCCAAGAUGAGCGCUGAGCUGGCCAAGGUCAUUAAUGACGGGCUCUUCUAUUAUGAGCAGGACCUGUGGACUGAGAAGUUCGAGCCUGAGUAUUCCCAGAUUAAGCAAGAGGUUGAGAACUUCAAGAAAGUCAACAUGAUCAGCCGGGAGCAGUUUGACACACUAACCCCAGAGCCCCCUGUGGAUCCCAACCAGGAAGUCCCCCCUGGACCACCCCGGUUCCAGCAAGUUCCCACUGAUGCCCUGGCCAACAAGUUGUUUGGUGCUCCUGAGCCCUCCACCAUCGCCCGCUCUCUACCAACUACUGUCCCAGAGUCGCCAAACUAUCGCAAUGCCAGGACCCCGCGCACGCCCCGCACCCCACAGCUCAAAGACUCAAGUCAGACCUCACGGUUCUACCCAGUGGUGAAAGAAGGGCGCACGCUAGAUGCCAAGAUGCCUCGAAAAAGGAAGACAAGACACAGCUCGAACCCGCCUUUGGAGAGCCACGUGGGUUGGGUGAUGGAUUCCCGUGAGCACAGGCCUCGAACUGCUUCCAUCAGCUCCAGCCCCUCAGAAGGGACACCUGCAGUUGGCAGCUACGGCUGUACCCCUCAGUCACUGCCCAAGUUCCAGCAUCCUUCUCAUGAGCUGCUCAAGGAAAACGGCUUCACACAACACGUCUACCACAAGUAUCGUAGGCGCUGCCUUAACGAGCGGAAACGCUUGGGCAUUGGCCAGUCUCAGGAGAUGAACACUCUCUUCCGUUUCUGGUCCUUCUUCCUCCGUGAUCACUUCAACAAGAAAAUGUAUGAGGAAUUCAAGCAGCUGGCUCUGGAGGAUGCCAAAGAAGGCUACAGAUAUGGUUUGGAGUGCCUUUUUCGCUACUACAGUUACGGCCUGGAAAAGAAAUUUCGGCUGGACAUAUUCAAGGAUUUUCAGGAGGAAACUGUGAAGGACUAUGAAGCUGGCCAACUGUAUGGGCUGGAGAAAUUCUGGGCCUUUUUGAAAUAUUCCAAAGCCAAAAAUUUGGACAUUGACCCCAAACUGCAAGAAUACCUCGGCAAAUUCCGACGUCUUGAAGACUUCCGAGUGGAUCCCCCCAUGGGUGAGGAGGGCAACCACAAGCGACACCCAGUGACAGCAGGAGGUGGUGGCGGAGAAGGCAGGAAGCGGUGCCCUUCACAGUCUUCCAGUAGGCCUUCCACCAUGAUCAGCCAACCCCUUACUCCACCCACCGGCCAGCCUACGCGGGAAGAUGCCAAAUGGACAAGCCAGCACUCGGAUACACAAACUUUGGGAAAGUGAACAGCCCUUUAGUCCUGGGGUUGGGGGG